GGGGCGGGCUUGGGGAGGUCCCGGGGGAGGAUGGAGCAGUGAGCGGUCCGGGCCGCUGCCGGCAGCGCCAUGGAGACGGUACAGCUGAGGAACCCGCCGCGCCGGCAGCUGAAAAAGUUGGAUGAAGAUAGUUUAACCAAGCAACCAGAAGAAGUAUUUGAUGUCUUAGAAAAACUCGGAGAAGGGUCCUAUGGCAGCGUAUACAAAGCUAUUCAUAAGGAGACCGGUCAGAUUGUGGCUAUUAAGCAAGUUCCUGUGGAAUCAGACCUGCAGGAGAUAAUUAAGGAGAUCUCUAUAAUGCAGCAAUGUGACAGCCCUCAUGUAGUCAAAUAUUAUGGCAGCUAUUUUAAGAACACAGACUUGUGGAUUGUUAUGGAAUACUGUGGGGCUGGCUCUGUGUCUGACAUCAUUCGAUUGCGGAAUAAAACGUUAACAGAAGAUGAAAUAGCUACAAUAUUACAGUCAACACUUAAGGGACUGGAAUACCUUCAUUUUAUGAGAAAAAUACACCGAGAUAUCAAGGCAGGAAAUAUUUUGCUAAAUACAGAAGGACAUGCAAAACUUGCAGAUUUUGGGGUAGCAGGUCAGCUUACGGACACCAUGGCCAAGCGGAAUACAGUGAUAGGAACACCGUUUUGGAUGGCUCCAGAAGUGAUUCAGGAAAUUGGGUACAACUGUGUGGCAGACAUCUGGUCGCUGGGAAUAACUGCCAUAGAAAUGGCUGAAGGAAAACCCCCAUAUGCCGACAUCCACCCAAUGAGGGCAAUCUUCAUGAUUCCUACAAACCCUCCUCCCACAUUCCGAAAGCCAGAAUUGUGGUCAGAUCACUUCACGGAUUUUGUGAAACAGUGUCUUGUAAAGAGCCCGGAUCAGAGAGCCACAGCCACUCAGCUCCUACAGCACCCGUUUGUCAAGAGUGCCAAGGGAGUGUCGAUACUGCGGGACUUAAUUAAUGAAGCCAUGGACGUGAAACUGAAACGCCAGGAAGCCCAGCAGCGGGAGGUGGACCAGGAUGAUGAAGAGAACUCAGAGGAAGAUGAACUGGAUUCUGGAACAAUGGUUCGCGCAGUGGAUGACGACAUGGGCACAGUCCGAGUUGCCAGCACCAUGAGCGAUGGAGCCAAUACUAUGAUUGAGCAUGAUGACACGUUACCAUCACAGCUGGGCACCAUGGUCAUCAAUGCGGAGGAUGAGGAAGAGGAAGGGACCAUGAAAAGAAGAGAUGAGACCAUGCAGCCUGCAAAACCAUCUUUCCUUGAAUACUUUGAACAAAAAGAAAAGGAAAAUCAGAUCAGCAGCUUUGGCAAGAGUGUACCUGGCCCGUUGAAAAAUUCUUCAGAUUGGAAAGUGCCCCAGGAUGGAGAUUAUGAGUUUCUUAAGAGCUGGACAGUGGAAGACCUUCAGAAGAGGCUCUUGGCCCUUGACCCCAUGAUGGAGCAGGAGAUCGAAGAGAUCCGGCAGAAAUACCAGUCCAAGCGGCAGCCAAUCCUGGAUGCCAUUGAGGCUAAGAAGCGGCGGCAGCAGAACUUCUGA
Chrysochloris asiatica (Cape golden mole) is the source of this 1533-nucleotide messenger RNA. RefSeq names its product serine/threonine kinase 4 (gene STK4). Gene Ontology annotation, biological process: regulation of MAPK cascade; protein tetramerization; intracellular signal transduction. The coding region runs from base 70 to 1533 and encodes 487 amino acids. Gene Ontology annotation, molecular function: protein serine/threonine kinase activity; ATP binding. Gene Ontology annotation, cellular component: cytoplasm. The transcript has 11 exons. NCBI's taxonomy places the organism in Eukaryota, Metazoa, Chordata, Mammalia, Afrosoricida, Chrysochloridae. The record is from RefSeq and is a predicted model, not a curated record.